This is a messenger RNA of Manis pentadactyla (Chinese pangolin), 2894 nucleotides long. It is a transcript of the gene KCNK12, whose product is annotated as potassium two pore domain channel subfamily K member 12. Gene Ontology annotation, biological process: stabilization of membrane potential; potassium ion transmembrane transport. Gene Ontology annotation, cellular component: membrane. The coding region runs from base 1462 to 2748 and encodes 428 amino acids. The transcript has 2 exons. NCBI's taxonomy places the organism in Eukaryota, Metazoa, Chordata, Mammalia, Pholidota, Manidae. The record is from RefSeq and is a predicted model, not a curated record. Gene Ontology annotation, molecular function: potassium ion leak channel activity.
CCCAGGCUGGAGGAGUUAGGGAGCUGGGAUGGCUCAAGGAGACCCAGCAGCCGGGGGACCUGGACGCUUCCGGUUCGCGUGCCACCUGGAUCCCUUGCUGGCGCUUGACUCCUCCCCUGUUCCGCAGCGUCCCCGCCCUAUCAGCACACUGCUUCAGCGGCCACACCUGCCUCCGACUGGGGGGACGCACAAGAGAUAGAAAGGGAAACAGAGAGGGUUUGGGGAGCCCAGCGCGGCAACGUAACCGGACUCGGCCCGCGCCGCUGACUCCCGCAGCUCUCGCCACGCCAGCCCCCUGGCUGCCGCACAGAUGCGCUGUCCACGGUGCUGACGCCGGCGCCCACUCGGUCGGAGGGGGAGGAAACGCCCUCGUUCCCGGGUCGCCCUGAACUGAGUGAUCCCACCCCCAUUCCUUCCCCAGCGAGAUCAUUUCCCCAGAGGAACCCUCCAAGAUCUGGUGCUGCAGAUGGAUCCAGGAAGAAGCGAGCGACGGGGAACUUAAACUUCGGACUGGACCCUGCGGACCCGAUGCCGAGGGAUUCGCGUCGUGCGGUCCCCAGCCCUUGAGACCACAAGGGCACCAUUAAGUUGAGCAAAGUUUAGAGGCAGCUUGGAGAUAAGGGAGGGAUUCCGGAGCCAAAGAGCAGGGAGGGGUCAGACUGGGUUCCCCAGCGGGGUAGUAGUCAGCACCGCAGUCAGGACACCUGCUUCAGGGCCCCGCAUUAGUGCCUCCAGAACAACCGGGAGGCGUCGCAGCAGCCCAACUCCCCACCCCUUCCCUCCAUUUCUUACCACCCCCAACACCCCGCCCCGGGAGCCGGUGACUCCGCCUCUCUGUGCCGGGCAGCUCUCCGGCUAGAGCUGGAAAGGGAGCGCUUCUCUGGACUGGGCUCGGUUCUGAGUCUCAGAAGCCGACGCCUCCAGCUCCGGCCCGGGGGCGGGAAGCUGGACUGCCAGCGCAACCUGCGUCUAGGAGCCGCCGAGCCGGAAACGGCUCAUGGGACGCCCCCGGGGGCUCUCUUCGUUCCCUGCUGCCGCGUCCCAGUCCUAGGCGCAUCGGGCUGCACAGUCUGCCUCGCCCGCAGCCCGCGGCCUGUCCGGAGAGGAGUAUGAGGCCCGGGGCCCCGCGGACGCCGGCCACAGGGCGGCAGGGGCCUAGCUUCAGACCCCCGCGCCCGAGGGUGGCGGGGCAGGAGCCGCGGGUGCCUGCGAGGCGUCGGGGCGCAGAGAAGAGCGCCCCAGCCCGGACGCCCGAAGGGCCACGGGACCCGUGUGCGGCCUGAGCGCGGAGGAGGAGGCGGAGGCAGAGGCGCCCCGCCGUCCGGGCUCCGGGGGAGGCGGCGAGGGGCUCCGAGGUGGCCCCAGAUCCCCGGCCACCAUCCUCACGCUUCUGCUCCCGCGGGGGGAUGUCGCGGCCCGGGCCCCGAGCGCCGCCCCGGGCCUGGGGCUGAGCUCCGGACCAUGUCCUCCCGCAGCGCCCGGCCCCCGCCCCGCCGCUGCCGCCGCCGCCUGCGCCCCUCUUGCUGCUGCUGCCGCCGCCGCUCGCACCUCAACGAGGACACGGGCCGCUUCGUGCUGCUGGCGGCGCUCAUCGGCCUCUACCUGGUAGCGGGCGCCACCGUCUUCUCCGCUCUCGAGAGCCCUGGCGAGGCGGAGGCGCGGGCGCGCUGGGACGCCACGCUGCGCAACUUCAGCGCGGCGCACGGCGUGGCCGAGCCCGAGCUGCGCGCCUUCCUCCGGCACUACGAGGCCGCGCUAGCCACCGGCGUCCGAGCCGACGCGCUGCGCCCGCGCUGGGACUUCCCUGGCGCCUUCUACUUUGUGGGCACCGUGGUAUCGACCAUAGGUUUCGGCAUGACCACCCCCGCGACAGUGGGUGGGAAGGCCUUCCUCAUCGCCUACGGGCUCUUCGGCUGCGCCGGGACCAUCCUGUUCUUCAACCUCUUCCUGGAGCGCAUCAUCUCGCUGCUGGCCUUCAUUAUGCGCGCCUGCCGGGAGCGCCAACUGCGCCGCAGCGGCCUGCUGCCUGCCACAUUUCGCCGCGGCUCGGCGCUGUCGGAGGCCGACUGCCUGGCGGGCUGGAAGCCCUCGGUGUACCACGUGCUGCUGAUCCUGGGCCUGUUCGCUGUGCUGCUGUCGUGCUGCGCCUCGGCCAUGUACGCCAGCGUGGAAGGCUGGGACUACGUGGACUCGCUCUACUUCUGCUUCGUCACUUUCAGCACCAUCGGCUUCGGGGACCUGGUGAGCAGUCAGCACGCAGCCUACCGGAACCAGGGGCUCUACCGCCUGGGCAACUUCCUCUUCAUCCUGCUCGGCGUGUGCUGCAUCUACUCGCUCUUCAAUGUCAUCUCCAUCCUCAUCAAGCAGGUGCUCAACUGGAUGCUGCGCAAGCUGAGCUGCCGCUGCUGCGGGUGCUGCUGCCCGGUGCCCGGGGCCCCUCUGGCCCGGCGCAAUGCCAUCACCCCGGGCUCCCGGCUGCGCCGCCGCCUGGCCGCCCUGGGCGCCAACCCCACGGCACGCGACAGCGAGGCCGAGGGCCGCCGCCUGUCGGGUGAGCUCAUCUCCAUGCGCGACCUCACGGCCUCCAACAAGGUGUCGCUGGCGCUGCUGCAGAAGCAGCUGUCCGAGACGGCCAACGGCUACCCGCGCAGCGUCUGUGUCAACACGCGCCAGAACGGCUUCUCGGGCGGCGUGGGUGCGCUGGGCAUCAUGAACAACCGCCUGGCUGAGACCAGCGCCUCCAGGUAGACCGCCCGCCCUUCUGCCAGCCCGGCAGCGCCAGGGACCCUCACCAGGCUGGCGUGCCUCCGGCCGUGAUUUGCUUUCCUUCUCUCAGACGCUGGCGCUUUCUUAAUCUUUAUCCAAUAAAAAGAAACCAAAAAAAUUUUUUUAAA